Wyeomyia smithii (pitcher-plant mosquito) is the source of this 885-nucleotide messenger RNA. RefSeq names its product very-long-chain (3R)-3-hydroxyacyl-CoA dehydratase hpo-8-like. The coding region runs from base 146 to 835 and encodes 229 amino acids. Gene Ontology annotation, molecular function: 3-hydroxyacyl-CoA dehydratase activity. Gene Ontology annotation, cellular component: endoplasmic reticulum membrane. Gene Ontology annotation, biological process: very long-chain fatty acid biosynthetic process; fatty acid elongation; sphingolipid biosynthetic process. The record is from RefSeq and is a predicted model, not a curated record. NCBI's taxonomy places the organism in Eukaryota, Metazoa, Arthropoda, Insecta, Diptera, Culicidae. The transcript has 3 exons.
GUGUUGUUUUUGUUUGUCUGAUAAAAUAGGUUCAUGCUUCGAAAACAGUAAUUGACCGGCAUUUGAACUUUGAAGAUAGUAAUAAUUAAAUAUUCAUACAGUUCUGUUUCCUGUUCAGUGCAGGCACAAAUUUUCAGUUCCAAUAAUGUCGGCAUCAAAAGAGGAGCAAUCUAGUGCCACAAAACUGUAUCUUAUUCUUUAUAACAAUGUACAAUUUCUAGGAUGGUUCUACAUUUUUGUGCAGUUUAUGAUUCAUUUCCUUGUAGAAGGAAAAGGCAUCAAUUCGCUGUGGAAUCAAGUUGGAACAGUUACAUAUUAUUUCCAGCUGCUAACAAUUUUUGAGUUUUUCCAUGCUCUGUUCGGACUGGUCCCCAGCAAUGCCAUAAUCACGCUAAUGCAAGUAUUCGGUCGUUGUAUGGUCGUUGUGGGAGCGAUCGACGCUACGCCAACUGGCAAGCUUUCGCCCGGCCUACCUAUUGCCCUGUUUUGCUGGAGCCUAACGGAGACGAUUCGCUAUAGUUAUUACGUGCUGCAUCUGUCCCUGGCGACAGUCCCCCGUUUCAUGACCUGGCUACGGUAUACCAUCUUCAUCCCACUCUAUCCGGCUGGCUUUUUCGGGGAACUCCUGUGUUUCUACUGGGCUCAAAGUUACAUUGGCGAAACGGAUAUGUGGGGCGUGUCGAUGCCGAAUCGUUACAACUUUACAUUCUCAUUCUUCUAUUUCGUGUGGAUCAUGGCCAUCGGCUAUUUGCCGAUGUUCCCGCAGAUGUAUCUGCAUAUGUUUGCCCAAAGAAGAAAAAUUCUUGGCGGCCGUGUAGAACAGAAGGUCCAAUAGGGUUAGUGUCACUGUUUUAAAAAAUAAAACAAAAAAAUUCAUCCUUCAAA